UCGUCAUUUUUGUUCUUCAAGAUUUAAAUCAAGAUGAUUGUGAAGAGUGUGAGAGCGACUCAAGAUCGAGUCUCUGAUCAUGAUCAGAUUAAGAAGCCGGGGGAGGAGCUGUAUUCUCCCAAGACAGUCAUUGAUUCGGGUGAAUUCGGAGAAAAGAAGGAGGUGUUGAAGUCGUGGACGGAGGCUGAGGCGGAUAUGGAGAGCGGAGGAUCAUCUGAGGAGGUUGAGUCACCGAAAUCGGUGGCGAUAAGGGGGAGGAGGAGAGGGAAGGUGCGUAGUCAGGUGGUGAAAAUCAUAGAGGAGGAUUCACAUCUUGGAGAGGAUAUCCGAGAGGGUCUAAGUGCCAAGGAUAGGAUUGGCGCUGGAUUUUGUAAUGAUAAUCGAUCUGUGAGGAGGCCGGUGUUGGAUUUUGUUAUUUUGUCAAGGCCGAUCUUGCCUAGCUCGCCUCUGGGCGGCAAGACUUCCCCUUAAGGCCUUGCACUGAGAAUUUAUCUCCACCGCGGUUACAGUUGUUGCCUACUAUCAGACGAAGUGAGGGGAGAGGUCGAGUAGAGUUGCAGAGAGGCGUUGGCUUCUUUUCAAGUUUCUUUCUUUAGAAGUUUGCGAAUUAAGACCAUGAGACAGGGAGUUUCUUUGAGAAACCCCCAUCUUCUGUAGAGUCAAUAAAAACUAAUACGAGAUUGACAUGAAUAUCUUAGGCAAACUGGAAAAAAGCAAAUGAAUUUGAGUCAGAUGGGUACUGUAAUUAACUGCCAUAACCUAUCAUUUCAUA
This is a messenger RNA of Tripterygium wilfordii, 772 nucleotides long. RefSeq lists its product as uncharacterized. Lineage: Eukaryota; Viridiplantae; Streptophyta; Magnoliopsida; Celastrales; Celastraceae. The coding region runs from base 34 to 471 and encodes 145 amino acids. The transcript has 2 exons. The record is from RefSeq and is a predicted model, not a curated record.